This is a messenger RNA of Zingiber officinale, 2622 nucleotides long. RefSeq lists its product as uncharacterized. Gene Ontology annotation, cellular component: intracellular membrane-bounded organelle. The transcript is spliced from 2 exons. The record is from RefSeq and is a predicted model, not a curated record. Bases 1 to 2622 code for a protein of 873 amino acids. Lineage: Eukaryota; Viridiplantae; Streptophyta; Magnoliopsida; Zingiberales; Zingiberaceae.
AUGGCUAUGAUCACUUGCUCCUCUUCUUCUUCUUCUUCCCCCACUUCUCCACCAUGGCUUCCGCUCUUCCUCUUCUUCCUUUGUGUCUUCUCCACUUCCUUCUUUUCUUCAACAGCAAAAAUUCUUUAUGCUCCCCACUGCAACACCAUUGUACCUGAAGCCAAGUCGACCAACCGCUUCACGACCUCACACUCUGCCUUCGACAUCUACCAUGGUUACUUUUCCGGCGGUGCCAAAAUCUUCCACCUGGAGCAUUUGUCCUUCUACUUCAGGCCCUUUUACCUCUACAAGACCCUGUCGCCGGACAGCCUUCAAGUAGAUGGAGAAUUAGUCCUUCGUGGUGCAAAAAUUCUGGAGCCGAGUAAACCUUCAAGGAGUUAUUUGAACUACUCUCGCGGCAACAUCAGCACUGAAGAAACAAGAUUCCACUUCUCUGGCUUUUGGUCCAAGUCAACCGGCAUGCUUUGCAUGGUUGGCCAUGGCACCUUCACCCAAACCGAAGGUAAGUCGCGUCCUCUAUCUGCCGUUUUCAAGCUUUUCUACCCACAAAACGCCACCAUUCAUACCAGCCUUGUGAAGGGGACUUUAGAAAGCUUGAGUAGUGACGACGCUGAUGACUUCCUCAACUUUGAUCCUAUCUUUCUUUUAGCCUAUGCACAAAAUAAUUAUAAUUUCACUAUGAAAUCUCAAGCCAACAGAGCAUGCUCCUCCCUUCCAGAGCUUGAGAACUCCAUGAGUUUUGAUGGUGAUUCAGUUUGUAAUUUUCUCACAUACUUGGCUUACCAACCAUUCAAAUUAGACUAUGAGAGUUGCUCCGGUGACAGUAGCGGCUGCAAAACCUUAGAUGCGAACCUGGGAUUCUCCUCGAGAUUCGUGUACUUUGAUAUGGUCCAGUGCAGAGACGAAGGCAAGCUGCAGUUGCUGAUGGAAUUUUCCAAUAAGAGUCGGCGUGAAUAUGCUAGAGCACUGGUGCCUGAGAAGUCCCUUGUUGGCGAAGGGUAUUGGGAUCUCAUAACACUGAAGAACAGAAGUGACAUCGUCGGUCAAAUGUGGAGUAACAAGAACAAGGAUGAUGCCGGCUACUUGAGCAACGUCUCCUUCCGGAGUUGGAGAUAUCAAGGGUUUACAACUGCUAGCUACAAAUACACUGAAAUAGAUUCUGUCAGAAAGAAUUGCAGAGCGAUUCUGGGUUUGCAUUCGAGCGAGCAUGUGUUUCCCGGUGCCAAUGACUUGAACUUUCGUGCGGACUUUAAUGAUUCUGCGGGAAGAAUUGGUUGGGGGAGACUGAAAACGUUAUCAGUGGGAGACAAGUUAUAUGAACAUGCUGCAACUGUGGUUAUGUCAGCUAGCAGCCCGACUCAAGAUGAGGAAAGUAGUGGUACCCUUAACAAAACGUCGUUGAAUAAGGAUGUGAAUGUAAGCUGUUCUAUAACCUACCGCUAUAGAACUGGAAGAAUUCUGAAGAUGCAGCUCUUCUCUAAUUUUUCUGAAGAAUUCGAAAUUGCAGCUGAGGGAGUUUACAGUUCGGCAACUGGAAUGCUCUGCAUGAGGGGAUGCCGGUAUCCAAAUUUGGACUCUGAGAAUCACAUGCCUAUGGACUGCGACAUCUCGAUCGACAUCCAGUUCCCCCCUCUCAAUCCAAAAUCAGAGGAUCAGGGCAUCAUUAAUGGCACCAUCAGAAGCACAAGAGAAGAGUCCGAUUCUCUUUACUUCAAACCAAUUACAGUGUUCCUCCGUCGUUACAUGUUCGUGGCGACUGCAGCGGAGUCGAUCUGGAGAAUGGAGAUGGAGACAGUCAUGGUGCUGAUCUCCCUCACCUUUUCAUGCUUGUGCAUCUUGUUACAGAUCGUCCAUGCCAAUAAGCACCGCGACGUCGUUUCGUCCAUUUCCAUUGUCAUGCUCCUGAUCCUCAAUCUGGGCUUCGUCAUUCCUCUGGUGCUCAACUUCGAAGCCCUGUUCGUGAACCAGAAGCAGAAUAAUCUCUCCCUGGGAAAUGGUGGGUGGCUCGACGUCAACGAGGUGAUUGUGAGAACGCUAUCCUUGGCGUCUCUGUUCCUGACCUUCCGCCUGCUUCAGCUCGCGUGGUCCGUCAGAUCGGCAGAGGAUAGCAAGGCUCAAAGUGUGGCAGAGAGGAGAAGCCUCAAGCUGUGUCUGCCGCUCUACUUCGCCGGUGCGCUGCUCACUUGGUGGGCCAACCGAAAGACGUCCUCGGCAAACCAACUGCGGGAUGAGCUAAUCCUUUAUGCCGGCCUGGUGCUCGAUGGAUUCCUGCUGCCUCAGAUCGUCUUUAAUCUUUUCCACAAAUCGAAGGAGAGAGCUUCGAUGACUUUGACGCCGUUCUUUUACGUGGGGAUCACGCUCACGAGAGCACUGCCGCACUUGUACGACGCCUAUCGAAAGCGGCGCUACGUGAACGCAGUGGAUGACUCGUCGAGGCUUUACGCGAGGGCGGAUGGGGAGUUCUACUCGGUGGCGUGGGAUGUGGUGGUGCCUUGCGGAGGAAUGCUGUUGGCGGUGAUCGUGGGCCUGCAGCAGCGGUUCGGUGGUGGCUUCUUGGUUCCUCGGCGAUUGAUGAAGAAGAAUCUCGCUGGGUAUGAGUCGGUGCAGGCGGUGGGACUCUAG